AAUAAGCUUAAGGGCGAAUCUGAGGCGAAGAAGAAUAGUGAUAAGCUCGACGGAGGUUCUAAUCUGGAGCCGCAGAAGACUCGACAAGAGAUAAUUGAAGAGAGGAUUGGCUAUAAUCCCAGACCAAGACGACCUAAUUAAUAAUUAUGGAGAGUCAGUCGAGUCUGCCGUACCAGAUACUGCUGUACUUAAAUGGCUGGUACAUCGCAGCUUUUUUGAUUCUGGAAGUUUUGUUACUGAUAUUCAAGACCUUGGUCCUGCCUUAUCCUGCUGGAAAUGUUGUUGCAGAAGUGUUCCUUCUCCUGUUCCUCUGCGGCACGGAAUCUGUACGUAUUUUCAUGGGGAAGAAAGGCAACCUGACAGAAAGAAUUAUAUCGGUACUGCUGUCAGUGAUCUUUAGCGCUCCCUCUGUGCUAGCCUUGUUAUAUCUGCUUUUGUGGCAAACAUACGUGUUACGCCUGGAGGUGAUCCUUAUAGCUGUUGCACUUGUGUUUCAGGGAUUCGAACUUGUUUUUGCAUUUUUAGCAAUUGUCACUAUUAAUAAAUCUGGUGGAUAUUAGUGCUAAGUGUAAACUAGUUUCAACUGGGAUAGGAUUCCACUUUUUUUAUGUGGAAGAUAUUUUUCUUUUGUCUUGCCAGCAUUUGGAUUUGAAGAGAUGUGUUUGUAAAGUGUGUGUCAGUAAUAGUGUGGUAAGAUGGUCCUCCCGUCUCCUGUUGGAUGUGUUCCUUCUCCCGUUCCUUUAGGCCGCAGAAUUUGUACGUAUUUAUAUGGGGAAGAAGGGGAACGUAACAGAAAGAAUUACAUCCGUACUACUGCCAGUAAUAUUUAAUGCACUCUUCGUGCCAGCCUUGUUGUAUCUGCUUUUGUGGCAAAUGUACAUGUUAUGCCUGGAGGUGAUAGUUGUAGCUGUUGCUCUUCUGUUUCAGGGAUUCAAACUUGAAUAUGCAUUUUUGGCAAUUGUCAUUAUUAACAAACCAGGUGCAUAUUAGUGAUGUAUGUUAAUUAGCUUGAGCAGUGUGAACCGGUGUUAUUGUGGUAAAAUAGAUAUGGUUUCUAAGUGAACAUAAUGAGUUCAGGCGAAAAAUUCAUAAUUAUAGCAUGUCUUUUGUAAUAAUCCAAUUUUUUGAUAAUACAUUUUGAGUCUUGCAAGGAUCUGAACUUGUCUAUGCAUCUUUGGCAGUUGACACUAUUAAAAAAAAUAUGGUGGAUAUUAAAAUCUAGCAUAAAUUAGUUGUAGCAGGAAUAAUAGGCCAAUUUUUGUGUGGAAAAUAUUUUCUUUUAUGUCUUGCUAGCAUUUUGAUUUGGUGAGAUGUAAGUGUGUGAGGUGUGUAUCAGUGGUAUUUGGGUAAAAUAGAUCUUGUAAAUGUGUUCAAGAGAAAAAGCAUAGUUAUAGCAUGUCUUUUGUAAUGAUGCAAAUUUUCCAAUAAAACAUACGCGUGAAAA
Molecule: messenger RNA, 1444 nt
Organism: Penaeus vannamei (Pacific white shrimp)
Lineage: Eukaryota; Metazoa; Arthropoda; Malacostraca; Decapoda; Penaeidae
Source: RefSeq, a predicted model, not a curated record